CGUGCGCUUUUUUCCCCACGGAAUCGAAGCUCCCUCUCCCCCUCCUCCUGCCUCAUGUCCUCGCCGCCGGGAGAGCAGCCGACGGCCGCGGCCACCAAGUACGUGCUGAUCACGGGCGGCGUCGUCAGCGGGCUCGGCAAGGGCGUCACCGCCAGCAGCGUCGGCGUCGUCCUCAAGGCCUGCGGCCUCCGCGUCACCUGCAUCAAGAUCGAUCCAUACUUGAACACAGAUGCUGGUACUAUGUCCCCCUUCGAGCAUGGUGAGGUGUUUGUCCUUGAUGAUGGUGGAGAGGUUGAUUUGGAUUUAGGAAACUAUGAGCGUUUCAUAGAUGUUACUCUGACUAGGGACAACAAUAUCACCACUGGAAAGAUAUAUCAGUCUGUCAUUGAGAAGGAGAGAAAGGGCGAUUAUCUUGGAAAGACAGUCCAGGUUGUCCCUCAUGUAACCGAUGAAAUAAAACAGUGGAUACAGUCAGUGUCCUCUGUUCCUGUGGAUGGGCAGACUCGUCCAGCUGAUGUUUGUGUUAUUGAGCUGGGAGGCACUGUAGGUGAUAUUGAGUCAAUGCCAUUCAUUGAAGCUUUGCGCCAAUUGUCCUUCUCUCUUGGCAAGGAGAAUUUCUGCCUAAUACAUGUUAGCCUUGUUCCGGUAUUGGGUGUAGUUGGUGAGCAGAAAACUAAGCCAACGCAACACAGUGUACGGGAACUGAGGGCCUUGGGUCUGACUCCUGAUCUUCUAGCAUGCCGGUCAGCGCAGCCACUAGUAGGAUCUGUUAAAGAGAAGCUUUCACAAUUCUGCCAUGUCCCGGUUGAGAACAUACUUAACAUCCAUGAUGUUCCAAAUUUAUGGCAUGUCCCGCUUAUUCUUAGAAAUCAAAAGGCUCAUGAAGCUAUAAUCAAACAGCUAAACCUUGCAGGGUCUGCUGGACCACUUGAGUUACGAGAUUGGACAGAGAUGGUUGAGUCAUAUGACAACCUUAAGAACUCUGUUAAAAUUGCUUUGGUUGGGAAGUAUACUAACUUGACAGAUUCUUAUCUAUCAGUGGUGAAGGCUCUCCUACAUGCCAGUGUUGCCUGUUCAUUGAAGCCAUCUAUCCAGUGGAUUGCAGCUUCAGAUCUUGAAGAUGCAACUGCAAUAGAUUUUUUUUUAUAGGCACCAGAUGCCCAUGCAAAAGCCUGGGAAACUCUUAAAGAUUCAGCAUGCGUUCUAAUACCUGGAGGAUUUGGAGAUCGUGGAAUCUCAGGGAUGAUAUUGGCUGCCAAAUAUGCCCGUG
Messenger RNA from Panicum virgatum (switchgrass), 1270 nucleotides. Its product is annotated as CTP synthase-like. Gene Ontology annotation, molecular function: identical protein binding; CTP synthase activity. The record is from RefSeq and is a predicted model, not a curated record. Gene Ontology annotation, biological process: CTP biosynthetic process; pyrimidine nucleobase biosynthetic process. The transcript has 16 exons. The coding region runs from base 55 to 1149 and encodes 364 amino acids. Lineage: Eukaryota; Viridiplantae; Streptophyta; Magnoliopsida; Poales; Poaceae.